AUGCAGACCAAGGUUCUCGUUUCCGCCAUGCUGGCCACCGUUGCCACGGCCCAGACCCUCAACAUUCCUACCCGCAGCGGCUCCAUCGUCUCCCUCUCUGCCCCCAGUGUCAUCUCUGGCUCCAAGGACUUCGCCAACAAGGAGUUCGACCGUGGCCGUCCCUGCGACACCGACGCCGACACCGGCAGCGACUCCGCCGUCUUCAUCCUCGAGAACGGCGCCACCCUGAGCAACGUCAUCAUCGGCGCCAACCAGCUUGAGGGCGUCCACUGCAAGGGUGCCUGCACCCUGAAGAACGUCUGGUUCCGUGACGUCUGCGAGGACGCCAUCUCUGCCCUCGGCAACGGCAACGUCCUCAUCCAGGGCGGUGGUGCCCAGAACGCCGCCGACAAGGUCGUCCAGCACAACGGCCGUGGCACCGUCACCAUUGACGGCUUCACCGUCGUCACCGCUGGCAAGCUCUACCGCGGCUGCGGUGACUGCACCAACAACGGCGGCCCCCGCAACGUUGUUGUCAAGAACGUCAAGGCCAAGAACGUCAAGGAGCUCGUCGGUAUCAACUCCAACUACGGCGACACCGCCAACAUCUCCGGCACCUGCGGAUCCAGCGUCCCCAAGGUCUGCCAGGAGUACAAGGGUGUCAAGAAGGGCGAGGGCUCCAGCUCCAAGGUCAGCACCACCGCCAACUGCAAGGGCCAGACUUCUCUGUCUGCCUGCUAA
Colletotrichum truncatum is the source of this 720-nucleotide messenger RNA. Its product is annotated as pectate lyase. Gene Ontology annotation, molecular function: pectate lyase activity. Lineage: Eukaryota; Fungi; Ascomycota; Sordariomycetes; Glomerellales; Glomerellaceae. Gene Ontology annotation, cellular component: extracellular region. The record is from RefSeq and is a predicted model, not a curated record. Gene Ontology annotation, biological process: pectin catabolic process.